CAUUUCCAACCACUUGCUUAUCCAGCUGCUUUGAGGUCAGUCAAAAUCCGCAAAACCGUCCGGCGAUCAGUCAGUCAGACGCGAGGAACGGUGCCGAAAGUCACGCCGGUCCACACAACAACAACAACAUGUCAUUAUGCCGCCGCGUCUUUCCAGAUCGCUCGGCGGCUGACUAAAGACAGGACGUUUGAAUAUUUUCUUGCUGGAUAAAUCCGUGGACAUUUACACGAAGAAAGCGUUUACUCACUUGCGACUACAGGAAACUCUUCCCGCUUUGAUCUCGCAGACGGCGCAAUUCCUUUCGGGAUUGUUUGUAACAUUUGCGGCGGUAACUAUUUGUUGGGGAUUUGCAGCCUGAACAACUUGGAAUUUUUCUUGGGAUGGACUGGGCGUUAUAAGGAAAAACGUCCACGAGCACAUCGGUUUACAAACAUCCUAACUCAACCAUUGAUUCAAAGAUGUCGAAUCCUUCGAAGUUCAAAAAGGAUAAAGAAAUCAUCGUGGAGUACGAGAGUCAAGUCAAAGAGAUCCGAGCCCAGCUGGUGGAGCAGCAGAAAUGUCUGGAGCAGCAGACGGACAUGAGGGUGCAACUUCUUCAGGACCUCCAGGACUUCUUCCGCAAGAAGUCAGAGAUCGAGAUGGAGUAUUCACGAAACCUGGAGAAGCUUGCCGAACGCUUCAUGGCCAAGACAAGGAGCACCAAGGACCACCAGCAAUAUAAGAAAGACCAGAAUUUAUUAUCUCCAGUGAACUGCUGGUACCUGCUGUUGAACCAGGUUCGAAGGGAGAGCAAAGAUCACGCCACGCUGAGUGACAUUUAUCUCAACAAUGUCAUCAUGCGCUUCAUGCAGAUCAGUGAAGACUCCACACGCCUCCUGAAAAAGAGUAAAGAUAUCACCUUUCAGCUACAAGAGGAUUUAAUGAAAGUUCUCAAUGAGCUCUACACGGUGAUGAAAACCUACCACAUGUAUCACACGGAGAGCAUCAGUGCUGAGAGUAAGCUGAAAGAAGCAGAGAAGCAAGAGGAGAAGCAGAUUGGACGGACUGGGGACCCCGUCUUUCAUAUCCGGCUGGAGGACAAACACCAGAGGAGGAGCUCGGUUAAAAAGAUCGAGAAAAUGAAAGAGAAGAGGCAGGCCAAGUACUCUGAAAACAAGCUGAAGUCGAUCAAAGCUCGGAACGAAUACCUGCUGACGCUCGAAGCCUCCAAUGCUUCAAUCUUCAAGUAUUACAUUCACGACUUGUCCGAUUUAAUAGAUUGUUGUGAUCUGGGAUAUCAUGCCUCUCUGAAUCGGGCUUUGCGGACCUACCUCUCAGCUGAAUAUAACCUGGAGACGUCUCGUCACGAAGGCCUGGACAUCAUUGAGAAUGCAGUGGACAGCCUGGACCCCCGUAGCGACCGCCAGCGGUUCAUGGAAAUGUACCCUACUGCCUUCUGCCCACCUGUCAAAUUUGAGUUUCAACCACAUAUGGGAGAUGAGGUGUGUCAGAUCACCGCCCAGCCUCCCAUUCAAGCCGAGCUCCUGCUAAGGUUUCAGCAGUUACAGUCCCGACUGGCCACACUGAAGAUCGAGAACGAGGAGAUCAAGAAGACAUCAGAAGCCACUCUCACUACCAUUCAGGACAUGGUGACUAUCGAAGACUAUGACGUAUCAGAGUGUUUCCAUCACAGCAGGUCCACUGAAUCGGUCAAGUCCACUGUGUCGGAGACGUACCUCAGCAAGCCAAGCAUCGCCAAGAGACGUGCCAACCAACAAGAGACAGAGCAGUUCUAUUUCAUGAAAUUUCGCGAGUAUCUGGAGGGGAGCAAUCUCAUCACUAAGCUCCAGGCAAAACAUGAUCUACUGAAGAGAACUCUUGGGGACGGGUACCGGCCUGAGUAUGCAACCACAAGGCCUCCAAGCCUUCCUCCUAAACCAUUUGGCACUCAGAGGCCCAGGCCACGCUCUGUAUUUAAUGUUAAGCUAUUUAAUGGCAAUUUGGAGUCAUUUGUUAAGGACUCUGGACAAGCAAUACCACGGGUUGUUGAGAGCUGUAUUCGAUUCAUCAACCUAUAUGGUCUCCAGCAUCAAGGCAUAUUCAGAGUGCCUGGAUCUCAGCUUGAAGUCAACGAUAUCAAGAACUCAUUUGAGAGAGGUAACGACCCUUUGACGGACGAGGAGAAUAAUCAUGACAUAAACUCUGUGGCGGGGGUUCUUAAACUCUACUUUCGAGGUUUGGAGAACCCUCUGUUUCCUAAGGAGCGAUUCAGUGAUCUCAUAUCCUGUGUCAGAAUAGAUAACCUGUAUGACAGAGCUCUGUAUAUUCGUAAGCUGAUCCUGACUGUACCCAGAUCAGUUCUUGUGGUCAUGCGAUAUCUGUUCGCCUUUCUCAACCAUCUGUCGCAGUACAGUGAUGAAAAUAUGAUGGACCCCUAUAAUUUGGCCAUCUGCUUUGGCCCCACCCUCAUGCCCACCCCAGACACUCAGGACCAGGUCUCCUGUCAGGCCCAUGUCAACGAGGUCAUCAAAACAAUCAUCAUCCACCACGAGACCAUCUUUCCGGACUCAAAGGAGCUUGCCGGCCCAUUGUAUGAGAAAUGUAUGGCGGGUGGAGACUACUGUGAGAGUCCAUACAGUGACCAUGGAGUUUUGGAAGAAGUUGAUCAGGAUGGAGGAACGGAGACCCACACCAGCGAUGAUGAGGGGGAGCCAAUCGAAGCCAUCGCAAAGUUUGAUUAUGUGGGCCGCUCCGCUCGGGAGCUUUCAUUUAAGAAGGGGGCGUCUCUAUUGCUGUACCAGAGAGCGUCAGAUGACUGGUGGGAGGGCAGACACAAUGGCAUAGACGGUCUGGUUCCUCACCAGUACAUCGUUGUGCAGGACAUGGACGACACAUUCUCUGACACACUGAGUCAAAAGGCCGACAGUGAGGCCAGCAGUGGCCACGGAGGAGAGGAGAAAUGUCCCAGUAGGGAUAUGGGAUCUCCGACAGACAGCAGACUAGCAGAUGCUUAUGUCAGCAGCAGGCACAGAAAGAGAACUGACCCCCCGACCCGACGACCUCCAGCCCGUCCCAAUGAGACCCACUGCAUGGUCCAUUCCUCCCAGAGCCAAUACAGUAACCAUAGCAACCAUGGUACUCAUGGCACCCCAGAUUUGGGGUCCCCAGUGAUGGGCCACUACAGCCCAAGGGACCUGCUGAGAGGAAGAGGGCACAUGCCCAUGGACAGCCCAGAGAGACGCAGGCGAACCGGCCACGGCAGUCUGACCAACAUCAGCCGCCACGAGUCCGUAAAGAAGAUGGAAAGCCCACCCAUCCGCAGGUCCACCUCUUCAGGCCAGUACCCAAGCUUCUCUGAGCCUCACGGCAAGGGAUUGGAUCCAGAGAGCAUCGCACAGGACAUUGAGGAGACGAUGAACACCGCUCUGAAUGAGCUGAAGGAACUAGAACGCCAGAGUUCUGCCAAACACGCCCCUGACGUAGUGCUGGACACCCUGGAACAGAUGAAGAACGCUCCCACGCCGGCCAGUUCCAACGAGUCCCUCAGCCAACUGCACGGCCUGGUGCUGCGGCCCACCGCCGCCGAGUCGGCCAUGCGGCGCAGCACCAGCUCUUCCAGCGACACCAUGAGCACCUUCAAACCCGCCGUAGCUCCACGCAUGGGGGUGCAACUCAAGCCCCCCGCCCUGCGGCCCAAGCCCGUGAUUGGGAUACCCAAGACUGGAGCGGCGCAGCAUCCUGCGCCCCCUUCGCAGGAUCCGCUGGACAAAUCCUGCACUAUGUGACCACUGUAGAAUGAGAUGGUGAACAUUUAUUUUGGCAUCCAUGUGUGUUUCUUUUUUGUGGUGCCACUGUCCUCUUGAGCGUUUCUUUGACUCUGAUGAAUGGACUGAAGCAAAUAAACAUUUGAUAAAGAAACUUUAUAACAUGUGUCGUUGUAGGUGUCACCAUACUGCGGUCAGCAUUAACGUGUUUACUAAUGGGGAUCCCAUCUAUGAAGACGUAUGUGUUUUAAAUAUGGGGUUCAUUAAUAAACUGCAAUAGCAGCAGUCGCUACGCAUGAUUCAGACGGAGAAACUUAGUUUAACAGGUGUUUGUUAUUUUAAAGGAUUAUAUUUUCUCUCUUGGGUUCGGGUUGGACUUGAUUUUCAUUGUUUAGUUCAAACACCUGAGAUAUUUCUCAAGCAAUUCAUGUUAAUCCAUAAACCGUUUGCAUGCAUGUCCGACACUUUAUUUUUAUUUUGUGAUGCUAUGUGUGAAUAGGUUAAGGAAUUCUGAUAACAAUACUGAAGAAAGCGACACAUUUAGCUUCCUGUGUUGUUAAGGUGACUAUAUUAGGAGUUUACAUCCACUAGGAACUUGAUAAAUGUGAAUAAUACAGAAACUAAGCAGGGUCUUCGGUUUCUAUGUAUAUGAGUUUACAUCAUUAGGGAUUGUGGGAAAUGUAGUUGUUACAUCUCAGAGGAACGGGCAAGUUGGCACUCUUGACGUUUCAAAGUGAUGAUGAAUCAAAAACGGAUGCCGAACACGCCACACAUCUGACGUGCAUCCUUAUUUACUGUUGGAGAAACUUGGGUUUAGUUAACACCUGGAACUUAAGUUUUAAGCGCAAAGCUUUAGUUUGAAUAUUAUAUUUUUGAUAAUAAUAUUUGAAUAUAUGCCCAGGGAGUUGGCGUAGAUCACAUCCACAUAUGUUGAACAAACAUUUUGAUAGUUGAGUAGUUAGUGAAUUUACUAUAUAUAUUUUUUAUUAAGUACUUCAUUUUCUUUUUUGGAUAUGCGUUGUGUAUAAAUAUAUACAUGUACAUCACCUAACCCUUUUUAUUUUAUCUGUCUUUAUCCCAGAUCAAUUUGGAAUACUUGCUAACUCGAAACAGUAUUUUCUUUAUAUAUAUAUUUUAGUACUUAUCUGCUUGCUUAGAAAAAAAUCUGUCAAUAAUAGUAAAGUCUAGCUGCCAAAAAGUAAAGUUAUAAGUGCCGCUUAUAGAUUAAUACGGAUAGGAAGCAAGAAGCUACACGCUUGGCUCGGUUAUAUCCUUUAAAGCAUGAAUGAUAAUCCUUUUAGUUGUGAUAUGCAAGUACUUUUCUAGAAAUCUUCGAAAUGAUUUAAGGCAAUAUUUCUUGUUUCACCAAACAAGGGAAUGAUGCCAGUAGCCAUGGACUUGGAGGCUGUUAUUGCUGUACUUUCAUGGGAAGUGCUGCUUCUUGUCAUGUAUUUAGUCACAUUAACCCUUGUCACACAAACUCAGUCACGCAAGGUACCCAAAGAUAAAUGAUUAUGCAUUGCACCCUCUUUCCAAAAUAAUCCGUAUUUGCACUCACAAAUACCCUGUGCUUUAAAAUGAGGAAAAGCCAAAUGAAAGAUUUUCAUAACUGUGUUGAUAUUUCAUAUGCAGUAUAUCAGCCUGACAUUAAUGCAUCCUGUUGUGACAUUAAUGAAUAAUUGUACAAGCGCAUUUACAUUAUAAAUACAGUUUGACAACACAACAAUAGCUUAGAGCCUGUGUGUGCUUGUACUGUAUUCACUGAUAUAUAUUAUUCAACAAUUUUAUCGUAUUUAGGUAGAAUAUGUUAUGGAAGAUGUUACGAAAUUGUGUACAAUUUACAUCACUGAACCGAGGGGAAAAACUGUAGGCAACUUUAUAGACAAUAUAAGCAAUGCCUGUUUUUAACUUUUAAUUGUAAGUUUGCUAAGCAUACUAAAGUCUUUGAAUAUCAGGUUUUAAUGAACAAUAUUACAAACAUUUGUUGUGUUUUUUUUACAUUGAGGUUUGAGUUUGUCUCUGUUACACUAUGAGAAAUUGUGUUCUAUCUGCGAAAACUAAACACAUUUGCAGGAUCACUGUUAUUUUGUCCAUGUACUUAAAUGUACUUGUGAAAGUGCCUUUCAGAACUGUUUUAGGGGAACAUCAUACAAACGUCCUCUGUGCUGUGGCAUUCAUAUUUCAGAUCCAGUGUACCAUAAGGAUUAAAGUAAAUUAUUACUAACGUGGUUCUGUUGUAUUAAUGAUUAAAUAAUAAAGAUACUGCUUAUCCAUUGUGACAUUGCUCUUUUAUGUAAGACUGUAUAUUUGGCAUGUAACAUCUUAAGUUGUAGAGCUUUUGGAAGACUGCUCCUUUCUAAUAAAGAACAUAGUUUGGUCA
Molecule: messenger RNA, 6123 nt
Organism: Paramisgurnus dabryanus
Lineage: Eukaryota; Metazoa; Chordata; Actinopteri; Cypriniformes; Cobitidae
Gene: srgap1a
Product: SLIT-ROBO Rho GTPase activating protein 1a
Biological process (GO): signal transduction
Molecular function (GO): GTPase activator activity; protein binding
Source: RefSeq, a predicted model, not a curated record